Messenger RNA from Orbicella faveolata, 659 nucleotides. RefSeq names its product beta1,4-N-acetylgalactosaminyltransferase A-like. The record is from RefSeq and is a predicted model, not a curated record. Gene Ontology annotation, cellular component: Golgi apparatus. Gene Ontology annotation, molecular function: galactosyltransferase activity. NCBI's taxonomy places the organism in Eukaryota, Metazoa, Cnidaria, Anthozoa, Scleractinia, Merulinidae. Gene Ontology annotation, biological process: carbohydrate metabolic process.
AAGCUCAAAAUAUAUCCAACUGAUUAUAUUUCAGUGGGCCGUGUAUAUGUAAACGAGUCGAUUCCUAGAAUGGAAGAAGUAGAGAAGGAAAUGGCUCUUGUGCAUGGCGGCUGGGUCAGUAAUGGCGGAUGUUGGAAACCUAUUGAAUGCAAAGCCAGAGUCAAGAUGGCCUUAAUAAUUCCAUACCGUAAUCGUUAUGAACAGCUAUCAAUAUUUGUUCGACAAAUGCACCCUUUCUUGAAGAGACAGAAUGUCGACUACAGAAUCUUUGUAGUAGAACAGUUAGGAAAUACACCGUUUAACCGUGCAAUCCUGUUCAACAUUGGCUUUAACGAAUCAUUGAAGUUUGACCAAUACGACUGCUUUAUAUUUCACGAUGUUGACUUGAUACCAGAGGAUGAUCGUAAUGAAUACACCUGUCCCUCAUCUCCCAGACACUUGUCAGUAGCUGUCGAUAAAUUUAAUUACCGGUAAGUGCUUGAAUCAAUUUUAAACUGCAUUGCUUUGGGGAGAGCGAAACUGGAUUUAAGUUUAAGAUAAUUUCCCCCCGUCCCUGCCUCACUCAAGAAAAACUUGCGAGGAAAAACUUGCGAGCGACAACCACAAGAUACACAAGGUCACAUUCAGUGGAAGAUGAACACGGAUUCUCCUAAACAACU